UCUCGCCCGACUCGCCGCGCCGCCCGACAGGUUCUUGCUCCGCCGCGCCGCCCUCCGCCCGCACUUCCCUUGCCGCCGCCGCCCGCCCCGCCGCCCGCCUCGCCAUGGCCACGCCGGAGGAGGAGCCCGUCGCCGUCAGACAGCGGCUGGUCGAGGGCGAGAAGGCUGAGCUGGUUUCACCAGGCUCCGAAGUAGAGUCAGACGAUGAUCGGUUACCAGAGCAAAAUAUAGAAGACCGGACAAAGGCAAUCCCCCAAGGGACAGACCAAGAGCCGAACUUCCUGCACACUGUGCUCGCUCCGUUGCCACCAAGAUGGCGAAAUUGGGUGAUUCGUGGCAUCUUCACAUGGCUUAUGAUUGGCCUAUUUUGUGUGAUCAUCUAUGUUGGACCAUUGGCACUGAUGUUCACGACAUUGCUGGUGCAAGUGUGGUGCUUCAAAGAGAUCAUCAACAUUGGCUACUCUGUCUACCGCAUGCACGGCCUCCCUUGGUUUAGAUCUCUCUCGUGGUGGUUCCUUAUAACCAGCAACUAUUUCUUCUACGGAGAAUCACUAGUGGCUGAUUACUUCAGUGUUAUCUUUUCCAAAAGUGAUUUCAUGCGCUGGCUGAUUGCCUACCAUCGGUUUACAUCGUUCACCAUGUACAUCAUUGGCUUUGUUUGGUUUGUCUUAUCCCUCAAGAAGAGAUACUACAUGCGCCAGUUCUCCUUGUUUGCUUGGACGCACGUGGCCCUGCUGAUAGUCGUGACUCAGAGCUAUCUCAUCAUCAUCAACAUCUUCCACGGCAUGAUCUGGUUCAUUGUCCCCGUCUCCAUGAUUGUCAUCAACGACGUCAUGGCCUACAUGUUUGGGUUCUUCUUCGGCAAGACGCCACUGAUCCAGCUGAGCCCAAAGAAGACCUGGGAAGGUUUCAUUGGUGGAGGCUUUUCAACGAUUAUCAUGGGUAUGCUG
Penaeus indicus is the source of this 950-nucleotide messenger RNA. It is a transcript of the gene Cds, whose product is annotated as phosphatidate cytidylyltransferase, photoreceptor-specific-like. NCBI's taxonomy places the organism in Eukaryota, Metazoa, Arthropoda, Malacostraca, Decapoda, Penaeidae. The record is from RefSeq and is a predicted model, not a curated record. Gene Ontology annotation, molecular function: phosphatidate cytidylyltransferase activity. The annotation marks the transcript as partial. The transcript is spliced from 5 exons. Gene Ontology annotation, cellular component: endoplasmic reticulum membrane.